Penaeus vannamei (Pacific white shrimp) is the source of this 1143-nucleotide messenger RNA. Lineage: Eukaryota; Metazoa; Arthropoda; Malacostraca; Decapoda; Penaeidae. The record is from RefSeq and is a predicted model, not a curated record.
AUGCGGAAGGGAAUAGGGCCAGAGACUCCGAUGAUCAUGGAAACGAAGGAGAAACAAGACACAGAAGAAGAAGAAGAAGACGAAGAUGGAUGUCGUGACGACGGCGAUGACGGGGGCGCAACGUGGGGCCAAGGAGUCUCUGUACCGCAGCACCACCGCUGCCCGGCUCGAGAACGCGUAAAUAGUCCCCCGCAGCCUCCUAUAAACCGCCAAGACUAUCAAGAUCAUCCUCUCGGCCUUUUGCCUUCCUCCUCCUCCUCCUCUUCAUCUCCUUCGGCUCCUCACGCCGGCAGGAUCCUCCAUUGCACGAGCGCCGUUGGGCAUUAUGCCGCUCUGCAUGACGUCCUUUGCACCCGCUCGCUCCUGCAUAAUGAGGAACCUGUUGCGGUUCCGCCGUUGCCGCCCUUGCUGGGAGAGCCUUCGGGAACCCCGCCCGCGCCGCACGGGGUUCCCUGGCAGCCGGCAGGGUCAGCAACGCCCGUUCCACAGCAGCUCUUUUUCAUUCGCGCUUCCACGCCCGACGACGAGCGCGGACUCGCAUCUGCCGAGGCUCUCCCGACCAGAGAGUGCGAGCUCAAGACUCUUAAGACGACCCCGGGGUCCUCCUCGCCCCGCCCCCUCGCCCCUCGCCCCUGUGGCACCCGCGGACUUCCAAGGGCACCCAUCGCUAAGUGGCUCGCGCAUGAACAACCGCCUCUGCUGAACCUCGACAACGAAUGCCCCGGCGCCUGCACUCCCAUUCCCCCCCCCCCUCCCUCCACGCCCCAGAGAGCCAUCGCAAACUCCCCGCCCGGCCCUUCGUCUCGCAAUCGACGCAAUAGCAUGCUCGUGGCCCCGAAGCUCGACCCGAACGGUGAAGCUGCAGCCGACAGGGAAUUCGGCCGAAGCGUUCGAAAGCCUUCCAGAAGCAAUAAGACUCAGGAAACACAUGUGGGGAUCGCCGACGGAGAGCUUCGUAAUCCCCACGUCAAGUUUACAACAAUUUGUGCUGAUCGCCAGGGCUACGCCGGGGCCUCUCGGUCAGGGUCUCGGCCAGGGCGCGUCCGAGGCAGCCUUCAGCGCGCGAGGGGAGCCCGUGCAUUUAAAACCCUCGUUCCACCCGCGGGCGUAAACACAUCGGCAUCAAAAGAUAAUUCAUCUUAA